AGGAACACACUCCGCGCUCUGCGCUGCCAGGAGCCGCUUCACAGCACGGGAGAAAAACGAGCUCUACACUGGCUGUUUUGGACCGAGAGGAGGAGGAAAUCGGCCCGAUUUAAAGGAUAUGAAAUAUAUAUAUAUAUAUUUUUUUCAGCCUCGUUGUCAGGAGUUCCUGUUUUCCUCGCCGCGUGAAACCUUGGCUGCGCGGUGGUUUGUCAUGCGUCUGAUCUGUUUGUGUUGGACUCAGUGGUUUUGAACCCUGAGCGUUGUGGAGCCUUCAGCUGGGAUGUAGCGCAGGACAAACCCACCUCAACUUUUCAUCAAACAGGAUUAUAGUGACACUCAUCGAAGGUAAAUUCAGUUUUUUAAAAGGCUGCUCUCGGUUUAUGGAAGCUGAAACACUCCUAUGAAAGUCUGCUGACUUUUUCUUUAAAAAAAAAACUUUGAUGGUGGGUUGUCUUAUGAUGACUCCCGUCCGGAGGUCAUAGCUGACCCUUCUUAUUUCCCUCCACAACACUGCCCCUCACCCCAAUGAUGACUAUGAGCUCUAUAUCGGACACUUUAGUCCCGCCUGAUCCGUCAAAAUCGGCGUUUCUGGAGUUCGGCGGCCACAGCUACCCCGGGCACCCCGGACACCAGCAGCCCUCGCCCGGCUUGUCCCACAACCAUUACCCGGUCCACGGCCUGCACGCCGUCGGGCCCUCGCAGCACGACGUUCCCUUCUCCUCAGGUGCAUCCUCUUACGGUCGCCCGCUGGGAUACCCGCCCUACCACAGCCCCGUGAGCGCGCACCAUCCCGGGGCCUACUUGCCGUACCAGCACGGGGGUCACGGCGGCGCGCUUGGACACACCAGACUGGAGGAUGCGGAGCAUGAGAAGCCCACUGCGGUGAUAGAGAACGGGGAGGUGAGGCUGAACGGGAAGGGGAAGAAGAUCAGGAAGCCUCGGACUAUUUACUCCAGCCUACAGCUCCAGGCGCUGAAUCAGCGCUUCCAGCAAACCCAGUACCUCGCCCUGCCCGAGAGGGCCGACCUGGCAGCCAAACUGGGCCUGACGCAGACCCAGGUGAAAAUAUGGUUCCAAAACAAACGAUCCAAAUACAAAAAGAUCAUGAAGAACGGACCUUGCGGACCUGAGGGAGACCACCUAGCCCCGCCACCGCCGUCCUCCUCCUCUCCUUGCUCCCUGUGGGAUAUCAGCAUGGCCGCCAAAGGUGCACCAGUGCACUCUGGAGGAUAUAUGAACAAUUUUGGACACUGGUACCCUGGACACCAGCAGGACUCCAUGCCAAGGACUCAGAUGAUGUGACAGACGGGAGGACUCAGCAUUUUCCAGGACAAAUAACGGAUUUAUGCCAGCAAGCUGACUGGAACUGUUAGGGACACAGACAUUGUUUAGAUUCUGAGCCGCUCUGGAGGCAGAAAUAACUCAGAGAUGUCGUAAGGUGAACAGAUAUUGUGUACAGGUCUCUUUAGUCUGAAAAAGACAAGGAGAAACAGGUCAGCUGAAAAUAUACAAUCCUAACCGUACACACAGCUUCUAAAAUCAUUAGAAAUUUGAUUCCAAUUAUUAUUUUGAAUUUACUGUUUCUACAAUUCACAAAAUAGGUCAUCAGGAGUGUAACCAUAACAAUGGUGUAGACCUGACGACAUGUUAGCACCACUUCAACUGUAGCAUUUUAAAUACACCCAGUUAGAUGUUAGCUGCGUUUGCAUCUGUCAUUUCUGACCAAUCAUGAUUCGAAGUCAACACAGUGGUUCAGAUCGCAGUUGCAUACUGAAUGCUCAGUUCGGAUAAGCUCGAGCUGAGCACUGAGCGUUGGCGCCGCUCAAAGCCACAGCACCCAGCAGCAAACUUAAAAAGAUGCAUUCAGUCCACAAGAGUUUGCACAGGAAGCCAAGAUAACCUACAAAUUCAAAUAAGCCAUAUUAGUCUGUAGCUGUGUUACACUGGGUAACUAGCCUGCUUUGCUAUGUCCUGACUUCCACACCAAAGAAAUCCUGUUUGUUGUUUGUUUGUUUUUUUGUUUAUUUUGAAGUCUAACGUUUCUCUGUUAUGUCUUUGUUGGUCAUUUUGCCCGUUUGCUAAAUGCAUAUUUGACUCCUCCUCUAAACACCAGCUUAGUUCACCAGUCACAAUUAGAGGAUAAUAGAAAAUGCCAGAAUCUAACUUUACAGUGUAAAGAAGAGACAAAAAGUCACUAAACAGACCCAGUACCUUCCUUUACAUGGCAACAUCUGUGCCAUGUCAAUGGGACAGAUGUGGCCAUGUAAAAUCUGUUUUUAACAUUAACUGUCAAUAGCCACCAUAAGUUACUGGUCAUCCCUGACAAUGCAAGGCUGUAUCAACAACCCUUAAGUGUACUUAAUGGGGCAAGGGAUGGUUUAACUGCUUAUGAAUUCAACCUUUCAUUUGUAAGAGGAAGAAUAUGUUAUUUCUUCAUAAUAUCUCCAUCAAAAGUUACAUAAUCUCACUUUAAAAGAGUCAGUCAGGUUAUUUCUGCCUCCAGAGCAGCUCCGCCUGCCAAGACAUUUUCGAUAAAGCUACAACUCAAAUCUAACACUAGUCCUGCAUCUCUCAUUUUGGCCUAUAUAUGAGAAGCCUGUAGUUUGCUAACCAGGGUUAAAAACAGAUCAAAUUCAAUAGCUAAAGAGAAGAUUGCAGUUCUUUUUACUAUUGUCGGUUUUCUACGAAUUCUGACAGGGUUUUGUGUAACACUAUGAUGGUUCUACGUAGAAUCUAAACUCAUAAAGAGCCAUUAUAAAACAAAAAGUUGAUUACAGCACCAACAGGGGUUCUGAUAAGAAUGAGCAACCAUUUUAUGGUACUUAUAAACCCCCUUUGUUUUAAUGGGAAAUGGGCACUGAUUGGACACAGCUACUUCAUUGUAUCACUGAGUCUUAAUUCAGUCAAAUAUAUUUUUUCCAUUAUAAUAAAAGAUCUAAAAUAACAUGAUGCCAAAAAGAAAAUACCAGAAAUUUAUUUGAAAUCCUUAUGUGUAUGAAACCAUAUGCACCAAGUCAUUCAGGAAUAAUGUGCUGAUUUUGCAGUUUUCAUGAUUAAUAUAAUUGACAGAAUUAAAAUAAUUGGGCCUCACACCCCAUCUUGUUUUUGUUCAAUUUUAUUUUGUCCCCCAGAAAGUUCGUUUUUAAUGGUUUUGGUAAUAAAUAAUAGGCUGUUAGAUGCAGGGACACUGCCAUGCUGCAUAACAGGGUUGAAUUAAUUGUGGUUCGACGCUUCUGAUUGUGAACACCAUUUGAUCUUUAUUGUCUUUUUAUUCUCCAAUGAAUUUUUACUGUUGGUUUCUGUCCUUUUAAAUGUUUCAUCCCAACACUUUGUUUAUUCUGCUCCCCACUUGAGACCUGAAAUAGGAAACUCCUUAUGAUAUUAUCAUUCAGCAACCUCUUAAAAAACCGAAUUGAGUGUUUUAUACCAUUUCGUAUGGGUCAGGAUAUGCCUCUUUGAAAUAAAUCAAACCCAGUGAUCAU
Molecule: messenger RNA, 3482 nt
Organism: Toxotes jaculatrix (banded archerfish)
Lineage: Eukaryota; Metazoa; Chordata; Actinopteri; Toxotidae
Product: homeobox protein Dlx4a-like
Exons: 3
Coding region: 526-1302 (258 amino acids)
Biological process (GO): cell differentiation; negative regulation of transcription by RNA polymerase II; embryo development
Molecular function (GO): RNA polymerase II cis-regulatory region sequence-specific DNA binding; DNA-binding transcription factor activity, RNA polymerase II-specific
Source: RefSeq, a predicted model, not a curated record